AUGGCCACCUUCCCAGACCACUGCCUCCCUCCAGAGGGCAUUUUCGAGACCCGUAAAGCCUUAUUCGAAUCAAUCAACGCAUACGCAAAGCCUCGAGGCUAUGCUUUUACAACCCAGAGGUCAAUACGCGGGCCUGGUGGCUUCUUGAGACUCUUCUUUGCAUGCGAUCGUAGUCGCCGACUACCUUUGUCGCCAGAGCGAGAUCGCCAGAGGAAGACGACUGCCCCUCUCAGGCGGUACAUUCACAGCUACCAAUGCUCUCAGAAGCUAGCCUUGCGCCAAAGGAUAUCCAGACAGUCGUCCGGCAAAGUGGUUAUUUUGCAACACGCCAAGACAUCUACAACCGUAUCGCCCAUGUCCGCCGGGAAUCUCGUCAAGGCCAGAGUCCAAUCCAUGCGCUUGCAAAUCAGCUCGAGGAAGAGGGCUUUUGGAGCCGUGUGCAGUACGGGCCAGAUAGACAGGUAA
Molecule: messenger RNA, 465 nt
Organism: Chaetomium globosum CBS 148.51
Lineage: Eukaryota; Fungi; Ascomycota; Sordariomycetes; Sordariales; Chaetomiaceae
Exons: 2
Coding region: 1-465 (154 amino acids)
Source: RefSeq, a predicted model, not a curated record